Molecule: messenger RNA, 396 nt
Organism: Pistacia vera
Lineage: Eukaryota; Viridiplantae; Streptophyta; Magnoliopsida; Sapindales; Anacardiaceae
Product: two-component response regulator 24-like
Exons: 2
Coding region: 1-396 (131 amino acids)
Biological process (GO): phosphorelay signal transduction system
Source: RefSeq, a predicted model, not a curated record
AUGUCCGGAGGUUCUUCUAGCUUAGGUAAUGUUUCCCGAAUUUCUGCCCUCAUUGUUGAUGAUGACCCUGUCAUCCGCAAACUUCACUCUGCAAUGUUGAAGUCACUUGGAAUUCAAUUUCAACUCGCCGUGAAUGGGAAGGAAGCUGUUGAUCUUUAUCGUUCUGGGGCAAAUAUUCAUAUCGUGUUUAUGGAUAUGGAAAUGCCCGUGAUGAAUGGAAUGGAGGCUACGAAGGAGCUGCGAGCGAUGGGUGUGAGCAGUAUAAUCGUGGGUGUGAGCUCUCGCUGUUCGGAUGAGGAGAGGGAGGAGUUUAUUUCGGCCGGUUUAGACCAUUGCUAUGCCAAGCCAUUGACCGUGGCUAAGAUAAAGUCUCUUCUUGAAGGGAUAAAGUAUUGA